AUGUCUUUACGAGAUCUCGGAAACGAGCAUUUCAAGGCGGGCAAGUACAAGGAGGCUGAGCAGUUGUAUUCGCAGGCAAUCGCCGAACACUCUCGCUCAGACCCCAAAGUAUUUUCCAACCGAUCGCUCACCCGCCUAAAGCUACAAGACUGGCCAGGCGCCGAAUCGGACGCCCGGAAAGCCAUCGAAUUAUAUGGCACGAAGAACAAAGCCGCGGCAAUGAAGUCGCAUUACUACUUGGCCCAAUCACUCCUUCCACAACGGCACACCGCGGAGGCGCUGGUGCAGGCGAAAUACGCAUACUCGAUGUGUUUAGAGACCCAAGACUCUAGUGCAGAGUUGAUCAGCCAGUUCAUAUUGAGAGCAAAGCAAGCCGCUUGGCAGAGCAGAGAGACGGCGCGGUUACGGGAGAUGAAUGAGACGCUGGCGCUGGUGGAGGACCUUUUAGAUCAGCAGCUUCGACGGGACCUAGAUGCUGUUGAAGAGAGGUUUCAUAGCGGAGCGCUUGGAGAGACGGGUAAAAAUGAGGAGAGAGAGGGACUUGAAAAGGAGGCGGAGGAGCGGAGGGCGAAUAUACGCAAGGGCUUUGAGGACCCUACAGUUCCAGAAACAGCAGAGAGGGUAGUUCCGGACUGGCUCAUCGAUCCCAUCACGUUCGAAAUCAUGCACGAUCCGGUCAUCACCUCUACAGGAGUAUCCUUCGAGCGUGUUGGCUUGCUGAAACACAUCAAGGCGGCAGGCUGUGACCCUUUGACUCGCCUUCCAUUGCGGGCGGAUCAAUUGAUCCCCAACGUCGCCCUGAAGAAUGCAGCAUCAGAGUUCUUGGAAAAGAACGGUUGGGCAGUCGACUGGUGA
Molecule: messenger RNA, 855 nt
Organism: Exophiala aquamarina CBS 119918
Lineage: Eukaryota; Fungi; Ascomycota; Eurotiomycetes; Chaetothyriales; Herpotrichiellaceae
Exons: 3
Coding region: 1-855 (284 amino acids)
Biological process (GO): cellular response to misfolded protein; proteasome-mediated ubiquitin-dependent protein catabolic process; positive regulation of proteolysis
Cellular component (GO): cytoplasm
Molecular function (GO): ubiquitin protein ligase activity; protein-folding chaperone binding
Source: RefSeq, a predicted model, not a curated record